AAAAAGACAAUGAUUGACUGGUUCUUGGACGACACUGAUUGUCAUACACGGAUUAGCAGAUCAUCUUAUAAGCGUGCAUUCGGAUCACCACACAACAAGCAGUCGGACAGAGUGAAAGAAAAUAAUGGCACAACAGGGUUACCCACCUCCGGGUGCUCCACCACAGCAAGGCUAUGGGGCACCUCCACAGGGUUAUGGUGCACCUCCACCACAGCAAGGCUAUGGUGCACCUCCACCACAGCAAGGCUAUGGUGCACCUCCACCACAGCAAGGCUAUGGUGCACCUCCACCACAGCAAGGCUAUGGUGCACCUCCACCACAGCAAGGCUAUGGUGCACCUCCACCACAGCAAGGCUAUGGUGCACCUCCACCACAGCAAGGCUAUGGGGCACCUGCACCACCAGGAACUGUUCAACAAGGGGCUCAGUCUGCAGCCUGGACUCCCAAUGCUGUCGCUGAGGGCGCCCCUCCUCACAAGUUUGACAAUGCUGCCGAUUCCGACCCGGAAGAUAACGAGAACGCGACCGAGGGCGGCGACGAAAAUCCCGAUGUGAAUUCGUUGGAACCUGUGCCGGGAUAUGAGACUGUGGCAUUUAUGGAUGGCCCCCCAGUGCCUCCCCCUGCUUACGAACCUCCUUCGGAAAGUGAUCGCCCUCAAGAAGUCUUUGACUCGAGAGAUGGUAUCGGAGAGGAGGCAGUAAGGGCGGCCAUUUUGGCCUUCGUUGACAAACAUUGCUGCUACGGUUCCAGACCGGCCAAGAACAUGACCAUCAGCAAGAUCAUUCCAAGUCAAGCGCUCCAUUACCAGCUGGAGACCUUCAAUGAAGCGAGGUCCACUAGUCGGAAGUUCAAGCCCUACGCUGGCGGCUACGUAGACGGGCCCGAGAACGGUGCGCCCCCGCCUGUGUGGUCCAUGGCUUGCAAGCCGGACCAACAGUUCUUCACUCACAAGAAGAAUCUAGAAGUCCCUCACACUUCGAUUGUCAGGCAAUGCCAUCGGUGUCAAGGAUGUGGUUUUGUGAUGUGCGGACGCUGUCAUGGACGGGGACGGGUUCGUUGCAGCUCAUGUCAUGGAAGUGGCCGUAGGACUGUCCACCGUGACGGUAAAUCCCAUCGUGUGAGUUGCAGCUGGUGCCACGGUUCGGGACGACGCAGAUGUGGCCGUUGCGGGGGUGACGGUCGAGUCACAUGCCCGACUUGUCAAGGGCACAGACAGCUUCGUCACUUCAUUCUGCUGACUGUCUCCUACACCAACAAUUUGGAGGACUACAUCUUGGAACGCUCGGACAUGCCUGACGAGCUGAUUAGGAGCGUCAGCGGGCAGACCAUCUUCCAGCAGACGUUGCCUUUUGUGUGGCCUAUAUCCCAAUACCCCGUCCAAGAAGUCAACCAGAAUUCCAUUCGUCUGGUUGAUAAACAUCGCACCGCCUGGCCAAAUGCUAUGACUCUGCAACAGCGUCAGACACUUCGCUCCGUACCCGUGACCGAAGCCCACUACGACUGGAAGGACAUCAGUACCCGUUUCUGGGUCUACGGCUUUGAGCAUGAGGUCCACGCCCCGGACUACCCCCACCAGUGCUGCUGGGGAUGUAACGUCUUGUAAGGUCAACUCCAGGGGUCAGCUGAGGUCAAACUGCAGGGUCAGCUGGGGUCAAGCUGAGGGGUCAGCUAGAGACAAAAUGAGGGGUCAACUGGGGUCAAAGUCAGGGAUCAGCUGGGGUCAAACUGAAUGGUUAGCUGGGGUCAAAGUGAGGGGUCAGCUAAGGUCAAGCUCAGGGGUCAGCUGGAAUCAAAGUGAGGGAUCAGCUAGGGUCAAACUGAAGGGUCAGCUGGGGUCAAGCUCAGGGGUCAGCUAAGGUCAAGCUGAGGGGUCAGUUAAGAUCAAGCUGAGGGGUCAACUUGGCCUAAACUGAGGUCAAGUGACCUGAGUGUUCAAAAGUGCAUCAUUCUCGACAAAUUAAAUCAGAAAGCUGCACAGCUACUUUUUUAUUUGAAUUGUUUAACUUUUUAUGAUCAAAUGUGGGUUCAAGUUUUCAAAUUGCUGGCAGUCCGAAAUGUCUGCCUUUGAUUCAUGAACCUUUUACAAUGUCUGUAUGACAUGUACUUGUACAGUACAACUGGAUCUGUAAAUUGUAUGUGUUCGUAAAUGUUCAUGAUUGGUGUGAAUUGUGCUUGGUUUUAACAUAAUUAAAAGAACUGUAAUGCUAACAAUGAUAUGUAGAGGUACUUGAGUAUAUCCAACUCAAAAUAUGUAAUCUGCAAAGUGCCUAGUCUCCAAGCAGUUUUAGAAAUCAGUUAGCCCCAGUGUGAAGUAUGUAUUAAAAAUAUAUAAAUUCAGUACAUUAAGUAUUUUAACAUAAAUUCAGUACAUUGAGUAUUUUAAGCAGUUUCUCAGGCCAAAUUGACGGAGGUGUUAAGCACAGUAUUAUGCUUAAUAUAUAGAAGGUAUUUGUCUAGCAAAAUGUGAAGGUUCCCUGCGUGUUUUUUGCUCAGUACAUCAAUUUGCCAAGCAGUGUUGUCUGUCAAGCUCCUUGAGAUUCGGAUCUGAUCUUCAGAGUGUUUGCUAGAAAAAGGACAAUCUUUUGACGUCUUAGUUAUAUUUUUUUUUAAAUUAAUAUUAUUCUUGUGUAUAUAUUGUAUUGUAUCUAUCUAUCUACUAUUG
Patiria miniata (bat star) is the source of this 2662-nucleotide messenger RNA. Its product is annotated as protein SSUH2 homolog. NCBI's taxonomy places the organism in Eukaryota, Metazoa, Echinodermata, Asteroidea, Valvatida, Asterinidae. The coding region runs from base 125 to 1603 and encodes 492 amino acids. The record is from RefSeq and is a predicted model, not a curated record. The transcript is spliced from 13 exons.